AUGAAAUUCUUAACUGUCUUAUUAAUUGUAAUUGUUGUAUUAUCAUGCUUAUUUUCAACAUCAUUGGCAACCACCAAAGCUUCAAUUGCAAGAUGUGAUGAUUGUAAAAAUGCAUUAAGAACUGUUGAUUCAAAAUUACCAGGAAAAAGAUCAAGAGAACAAAUUGAAAAUUAUCUUCAAGGAGCUUGUCAACAAGCUACUGCAAUUGUUCCACUUCCUGAAUUACCUAUUUCACUCCCAGUUCCAAUAUGUUCAUUAAUUACUGCCCAUCGUAGUGAAUUAGUUCAAGGAUUAAUUGAAAGAAAAGAAUAUACUUCCAUUUGUAAAAAUGCUAAAUUAUGUUAA
Messenger RNA from Dictyostelium discoideum AX4, 345 nucleotides. RefSeq lists its product as hypothetical. The record is from RefSeq and is a predicted model, not a curated record. The transcript has 2 exons. Bases 1 to 345 code for a protein of 114 amino acids. NCBI's taxonomy places the organism in Eukaryota, Evosea, Eumycetozoa, Dictyosteliales, Dictyosteliaceae.